UCGGAAUAGCUUCCCGUGAGAGAGGUCGCGAGGGAUGAUUAGGGAAGAGGUUUGCGGCCGUGGCCUCGACGCUGUGAGAGGUCGGCGGGAAUGGACGAGGACGGGUUGCCUCUCGUAGGUUCGGGCAUCGACCUGACCAAGGUUCCAGCUAUCCAACAAAAGAGAACAGUGGCGUUUCUAAACCAAUUUGUGGUUCACACAGUUCAGUUCCUGAAUCGAUUUUCAACUAUUUGUGAAGAGAAAUUGUCAGCACUUUCCCUCCGUAUUCAGCAAAUUGAAACUUUGCUCAAUAUUCUGGAUGCAAAGUUAUCUUCUGUGCCUGGCCUAGAAGAUGAGAUCUCAAACACCAGUGUUAUGAAUGGCUCUGUCUCACAAAUAUUGGUAGAUCCACAGACAACAAAUGUAUCGCCUAACGUGGAGACCAGUGUACCUGAGUUGGGGCAACAGAAGACAGAUGGAACUGGUGAAAAUGUCAUCACUGUAGCAAAGGAUCCACGCUAUGCUAGAUACCUCAAAAUGGUUCAUGUGGGUGUUCCUGUUAUGGCAAUAAGAAACAAAAUGAUUUCUGAAGGAUUAAACCCAGAUCUUCUUGAAACACCAGAUGCUCCAGUGCCUGCAUGGGGAGAUGAGACAAAUGCAGGCGAAAGUUCUGAUAGUGAAUCUUCAUUUAGCGACUAAUGGUGUUGCCCUUGGUGGGGAAAUAUUUAACUUUUCCUUAAAAGCACUGUCUAGUCUUUCUCAAUGUUAAAUGCAGAUGUACAAACUUGUAACAUGCUUUCCUGAAUUUCUUGAGCCAUAUGAGGUAUUGUCUAAAAGCAGCAGCUUUGCACAGUAAUAUAUUCAUUUUGUAUAGAAUUUAGACUAAAAGCCCAGUUCAGUAAAACUGACACAUUAUGUAAUUACAUUACCUUAUAUAAGAUGUGGUGUCUUUGACUUAGGUAAAUGUUGUCCUAAGAAUAUCCAGGGUGAAGCUGAAGAUGGGACUGAACUCACAUACACCCUCUUUCCAUCUAAAUUAUGCCACCCUGCAUAACUUUCAAUAGUACAUAAUCUUGUAAAUUACAAGGAUUAUUUUUAUAUCUAUUCCUGGUAACCGUUCAGAAUUCAGUGAAUGCUGAUCCGUGUCUCCAUGUUGUAGGAGAAUUCAAAGCACCAUAUUCUACCUUUGGAAUAGAUGCACAGAUUUUGUUUAUUCCAUGAUUUAAGAAUUGAAAAUAGGAGUGGCAGGAAGAAGGACUGAGGACAAAGGGGAAUGAUGUCUGUUUGAAAUUAAUGGGCAUCAUUUUGUUUGGGCAAACUACUGCCUCUCUUUUUUUUUUUCCCUUAUAGUAUCCAGUUACCAUCUUUGCAAAUAUAACCUUUGGAUAGUAGCCGAUUGUAUCACUAUUAUCCUGCCUGGCAAAGCAUAUGGGGUAUUUCCUUGUUAUAAAAUUUUCUUCUUGAGAAUUACAGUGAAUUCAGUAUAUAGAAGAUGUAAAAUAUAUAAAAAUGAAUAAAUUCUGAACACUGUUAGAAAGACAUAAUUUCCUAACUUUUCAUGUGAUAACAAAGUACUGAUAAAUUGAAGGGGAGUUAUAACUAAACAACCCACAACAUUACAUUGUUUCAAAAGGCUGCCAUUUACUCAUCAAUUUUUUUCCAAAAUCCAUUAGCCUUCUUAUAGAGAAACUUAGUAAUGAAUGAUUAGAAACAUAUCCUUCUAGAUUUUUUAAAAAAAGAAAAAAAAUUCUAGGCCCCUUCAUGUAUUAAACAAUGCAUAUUUUUCAGAGUUUAGUCAAUUUCAUCAAUAAUAUUAAUUUCACUAAAGACCAUAAUAGAUUUUAAGUAUUCUGUAAGUGUGCAUAUAUGAACUACAUUUUCACAAAGUGUUAAGCCUGAAUCUGACGGAAUACCUUAAAAUAUAACAAGGAAAUAUUUGACACACCCCAUCUCCAUAUUUUAUUGGCUCUGCUUCUCCCAAUAAUAGAAAGUGUUUUCAGUACUAUUAAUUAUCUCUGAGCUGGAAGUCCUAAUUAGUCAUUAAAAAUAUAUUCUGGCAUUUGAAAUGUAUUUACAGUUCCUAGUUUGUUUGAGAGUCUGGUUGAAAUCUAUCUUUAUUAUCACCCCUCCUAAUGCAUUUCUGGCUACUGAAGCAUCUUCUGUGAUCCAGAGAAACCAAAAACGAGCUAGUGUACUGUAACAUGCAUAUAAAGAAAAAUCCAAAAUAAUUUAUGGUUUUUGCAUUUAUGUUCCUUUAAUGGAACAUUUAAAAACAUUACAUUACUAUUGUUCCAUUCCAUCUGUCCCGACUGCUGUUAGCUGUGACUUUUCCACUUAAAGGAAAAUAAACGUAUUGAAGCAGCCCUCAGGCUGUCUUCCCACAUCACCCGCCUGAGUUUGUUUGAGAUCUACUAACACAUCCUGUAUAUAACAGAAGCCAAGAUGGCCAUUAUGUAGCAAUAUUAAAGUUCAAAAAAUCUCUGAAGUAUGGUCUUCUUGGUUAGCAGAACUGUAGUUAUGGCUCUGAACUAGAAUCUCUUGUUAAAUAAGUUGGGACAAAGCAUCCCAGACCAUUUAGUGCAACCUGUUUCACAAAAGGUCAAGGCAUCUUGUUUCAGGAAACAAAUUUAGAAGUGUAGUAUUUUGAUUUGCUGCCUAAUGAAAUGCACAUUAUAUCCUACAGCAACUGGAACUUGAUUUUGUAUUAUUUGAAAAUAAGCAAAAAUUACAUUUUGUACUUUAAAAUAAUGGUUCUAUUGCUACAUGUAGAAUUUCUUUGGAAAUAAGCAAAUAACACUGGAAAAAUCAUAAUUUAAAUGCAUAAAUUGCAUUGAUAUAGAUUGUAUUGCAAGAGGAAACAAAUUGUUCUCCGAUAGUUAUCAAAUUAUUAAAAUGUAACUUGUGUGUAAUAUAGUAAUACAUAUGCUUCAUUAAUACAUUAAAUCAGUAGCAAAGCAGUAAUUAUGUUUAAAAGACAAGUAAUUAAAUUUUAUUUUAAUUAAAUAAUAUUUAUUUUAUUAAAAUUGUAUUUAUUUACAAUUAAAUUUUAUUUUAAAAACACUUCAAGGCAAAAGCUUUUAUUUGGCCUAAGUAAGAAACCUAAAUUAUUGAGCGAAUAGCUACAUUUGAUUUACAGAUUAAUAAAAAAUAAAGCUGUAAUUAUUUUCCCAUCCAGUUUCACAAACUGCCUGAAAAUCUAUCUAUAGACUCCCAAGUAAGAAUCCCUGCUUUAGAUCUAUAGAUCCCCAACCAACCUACAAAGGCCAAGUUCAUAUUAUUCAUUUUCUUACUAGAUUAUCCCAUUUUGUACACACACAAUCCAUUGAAUUGUAUACUAACCAAAUGGGACUGUCAUGUGUUCAUACAACUUGCUUAGUUUCUUUUUUUAAAAAAAUCCAUUUGCAUUUUAGCAGACCUGGUUCAUCCUGUAUAUUACAACCUACAGCCAAAAAAAACAAGUCUAGAGUACCGUAUUUUUCGGACUAGAAGACGUACUUCCCCCCCCCCCAAAAAAAGUGGGUAGAAAUGUCUGUGUCUUAUAGAGUGAAUAUUGCAGUGGGGAGAGGGGUUGGUGCGGCUCUGGAUUAGCUGUUCUAGGCGGCGGAGAUCGCUGCCAUCGCCAUCUAUUGCCGCCGCCCGUUCAUGGCAAUCGGCGGCGAACAGGCUGUGGGGAACGAGCCUCAGCGAACGGGCCACAGCGGUGGCGAACGGGCCACAGAGGCAGAUUUUUUUUUUCUUGUUUUCCUCCUCUAAAGUUAAUGUGUGUCUUAUAGUCCAGAGCAUUUUAUAGUCUGAAAAAUACGGUAAUUCGUACUAAAUCCAAGUUUUAAAAAAACCUUAGUUGGAUAUUGUAAUGGUUUUCCUAACUGAAACUGGAAAAACUGAUUAUUAUGAAGAGAAAAGUUUUCCUGCUGAAAAAUAGCGUAAGAGUUCACUCUUAUGCUAUUUUUAGAUAAGAAAACUCUUCUCUUUAGGUAAUUGUACCAGGUUACUCCAGGUAUUUAAAAAAUGUGCUGGUAAAUAAGUAACAUUUUGCCUGACAAAAGGGCUAGUUGAGAAUUAAAGCCAUGGAUAAUCCAUCAUAAUAAUCUGGAGAAAGCCUGCUGUUAUAUUUUGUUUGCCUUUAUACACAAAACAAUGUUCAUAAAGCAAUUUCAUGCCAGCAGUGAGGAAAAUAAACUCCAGGUAUCCUGGAUUUCACUAUCCCACUAGCUUUAAACAUGCCAAUCUUUGAUUUCUUUUAUUAAAAAAUGGAGGUAGAAUGGCCAAAUGUAUGUAUUUAUUUUUUUCGAUUUUUAUCCCACCAUUUAUUAUUUUAUAAGUACCGUAACUCAAGGCAGUGAACAUAUCUAAUAUUCUUUCCUCCUCCUCUUUUCCCCCACAACAACCCUGUUAUGGUUUAGGCUGAGAGAGAGAGUGACUGGUCCAAGCUUUUCAGGAAAGCCCAAGACUGGCUUUCAUGCCUAAAGCAGGACUAGAACUCACGGUCACCUGGUUUCUAGGCUAGCACCUUAACCAGUACACUACGAGUGGUCAAACUCGCCGAGUCAUGUUGCCAUCACGUGACAUUUUGCGAUCUUUUUCCCAUUCACAGAGCUGGGGUAGGUGUGGCCUGCACGUGAUGCAUCCGGCCUGCGGGCCGCCAGUUUGAUACCCCUGCACUACACCAAGCCAAACAAAUGUGCAGAAGAUCAUUUUUUUUUAUUGUAUUUAUUAUCUAUCAAAUAGCCAAAGUUUUCUGGGAUUGCUUAAAAACACUCUACUGCUAUAUAUGUCAUUUGUAUAAUUAUAACAUAAUUGAUAUAAAGAUUGCCUGAGCAGGAUGAAACAUUUCCCCAAAAUUCAAGAACAAAGCAUGAAGGACAAUGUGAACAGAAUUAUCCACUUGAGAAUUAUCACAUAAUAAAGAGAGGAAAUAGCCUUUCUGCCAGCUAUUUAAGUAGAAAUAAAAGUCCUGCAUGCUAUUGACCUCAAAUAUUUUUAGUACAUUAAUAUACGUCAUUGUUUUUGGUACUUUAUAACAAUUACAUUGCACUGUUCUUACCUAAUGGACUGGAAUGACUUCAGAGCAAAAAUAUUACCAGAUUAGCUAUAUCUUUCAUUCAGGCUACAACAGGCCAAGAUAAAUUGAAAGUGGAUUUUUUUUCCCCUUCCAUUUUUUUUUCCUUUCAGCUAAAUAAGUUCAUUAGUUACAAAUAUAUUGGGAAGUCAUCAGAUUGCCUAAACGGCUUAGCUCAGAUUGGCACUGACUAUUAGAAUCUUUCAUGGAACCUUUGAAUUGUGCAAUGAAAGAUCAAAUGGAAUUUUUUUAAAAAAAAUAUAGCAGCAUGAACUACUGAAAAAAGUUUUUCCCCAUCUGUUGGAAUGAGAUUGAAUGGAUUUAUACGAAGAUUUAAAAAUAAAAGAUGUUAAGCAUAUUUCCCCCAAAAUAUCAUUGAUUACUUGACCUAGACUAGAAUACGUGUGCAGCAAUUGGCCCAAUUUAUAAAGAAUAUUUUAUACUCUCAUAAAAUUUAUGGGAACUUUAACUGUUCAUCCCCGGCUCAAACUGAUAAAUUUAGCACUCAUAUAAAGCCAGAGAUUCUUUAUCAUUUUAACAUGGCAUUUUUUAAGGAAAAUUCAAAACAUUUGAACACUUAACAUUAAAAAUAUAGUACGAGAGGAUUUUUUCUCAAGUUCAAAUUUAAAAAUAUGAAUGGUGAAUUAUAUCCCCUUUUUUUUCUUUUUUGCAGUAAUUCCUUUAUAGAAUGUGAUAAAUACAGCAAGAGUGCAAUACUCACAGUUGAGAAAUACUAUGGAUUUCUUUUAUCAAUAAAAUUUGGUUGCAACCAAAAUAAUAAAUCUGAUAUAGUAACCUGUAAGUAUAUAGCAGAGCUAUGGUUGAAAAUUUCACAUGUAAUUUUGGUGCCUGAAGAGUAAAUCCAAGUGACUGGCCAACUAAUCCAUCCACAUUGUACUUGAUUAGAUACUUAUUUAGUUGUACAUACAUAUAUGCAUACAUUGUGAAAAGUGAUUGACUUUGUAAUAAAUAUUCAUGGAAAUGGAAAUUGUG
Molecule: messenger RNA, 6031 nt
Organism: Pantherophis guttatus
Lineage: Eukaryota; Metazoa; Chordata; Lepidosauria; Squamata; Colubridae
Gene: WASHC3
Product: WASH complex subunit 3
Biological process (GO): exocytosis; actin filament polymerization
Cellular component (GO): WASH complex
Source: RefSeq, a predicted model, not a curated record